AUGACUAUCGAUCCCGUCCCAGUUAAGCCUUGGACUCGUCCCCCGCCUACCACCGAGGACCUGGACUGGGCACCGCUGGCUAAGAUUGACCUAUCGCGAUUCAAUGAGCCUGGUGGCAAAGAAGCUCUUGCAAAGCAGCUGUAUGAUGCUUUGACCAGGGUCGGAUUCUGGGUUGUUGUGGGCCACGGCAUCGACGACGAGCGCGUCCUGCGACAAUUCAGCUUCGGCAAUGCCUUCUUCGAGCAGCCGUUGGAGGAAAAAAGAGUCUUUCCAUGCAACUUUGCCCUGGGGGAGUACUUUGGAUACCGCGAGAAUGAGCGGUGGAUUGGUGAUACGGGGGUUAAGGAUAAUAUCGAGAUGCUGAACAUCCCUAAGGCAAUCCCCGAGUGGGAUCAUCUGCCGCGUCAUCGCAUCGUGCGCGAGAACUAUGAAGAGAUUGCCAGCUUCCAUCGCGAACUAUUCGACAAGGUAGCGCGUAAACUCUUUGUCCUCAUGUCCAUCAUUCUGGACCUACCAGAGAACUUUCUCGCCAACGCGCAUGCAUAUGACAAGCGCUCGGACGACCAUCUACGGUAUAUGAUUUACAAUGUCAGAAGCCAGGAAGAAUGGGACCGCGCCCAGGUGUACACGAAGGGCGGACACACUGAUUUUGGAAGCCUUACACUGCUCUUCUCGCAACAAGUGGCUGGUCUACAGAUCAGGACGCCCGAAGGUAAAUGGAAAUGGGUGAAGCCCGUGGAAGGGGGCAUCACUUGUAACGCGGCGGAUACGUUGACGUUCUUAACAAAAGCACUAACCGACGCAGGGUUUAUCAAAUCGACGGUACAUCGAGUUGUGACCCCUCCCCGAGACCAAAUCAAUAUUCCCCGUCUCGGUCUUCUGUACUUCGUCCGGCCUGGGGACUCUACAAUCAUGAAGCCUGUGCCCUCGCCGCUUCUUGAUCGGCUUGGUCUGCUGACAGACGAGGAUAAGGACCCCAACAUCCCAGCACCCACUGGCACUGAGAAGCAGGAGGAAGUUGUGGAGUGUAACAGAGCUGGACAACUUGGCUUGGAGAAGAUGUAUAUCGUUUCAGUGGCUGUCCUGAUCUCCAAGUAUGCCACAUGA
Molecule: messenger RNA, 1107 nt
Organism: Aspergillus nidulans FGSC A4
Lineage: Eukaryota; Fungi; Ascomycota; Eurotiomycetes; Eurotiales; Aspergillaceae
Exons: 4
Coding region: 1-1107 (368 amino acids)
Source: RefSeq, a predicted model, not a curated record